AUGUCACAACUCUGUCGGUCCGUCGUGCAAUCGGUGGCGCAUCGCUUCCUCGCCCCAAGCACGCGCUCGCAACUACAGGACGGAGAAGAGCACGAGGACGACUACUAUGAGCCACUACGCGAAGAAGAUGGCCCGCGUGCUCAUCCCAAGUCGGACUAUCAUCCCUCUGCGGGCCCUAGCAGGUCUACCCCGCCGCCUGGCUAUCGCAAGAAACGACACUGGGUCUUUACGAGCCCUGCAUUUUUGGCUCUACAAGCGUCAAAGCGGGCAUCGGCUGCGUCCUCGAAUGCGGUCCCCGCCUCCUCUCCGGUGGUCGUAGCUGCCCCAACCGCGCCGGUCGUCAAUCCGUCCACCGAAGUCGAUACUAGCACAUCCAAGAUGCCAUCAUCCGUGGCUGGCACUAGCGCCGUCGCCGCCACCGCCACCGCCAAUGACACCACCGUCACUUCGCCCGUGCUCACCGCAGGAACUGACUCGCCGAGCGCUCCGGGCACCUUGCCGACCCAGAUCGCGCCUAUACGUCUCCCAGAAGUUGUAUUCUCUCCCGCUGCCGUAUCUCGCGAGGUUACACCAGCCCCUGAGAUAUCUGCGUCCAACGCUCCCGGAUCUCCUUCCCCGUCCUCUCUACCAUCGCCACCGCCUUCUCCAGCCAAGGUGGUAGACACACCGCCCGCGCAACCGAGUGCGAGCCGUCCCUCGUCGCCUAGGCCUGUCUCUCCUCAGCCUCAGUCCGACUCUUCCCCAGGACCGAGCAACGGCAAACGUCAACGGGAGGACGAACCCGCCUCAGCCCUCGACGACGCGCCCGAGCCGAAGAAAGUCAAGAAGAAGAUCCCCGACAUAUGGAAGGCAAAGCCCAUCAGGGACACGAGCGCCCUGCGCACCGGCUUGCGUCGUGACCGCUCUCCAAGCCCUUGCGAGCCGUUCAUGCGACACGCACGUCUCAUGGCGAUGAAGGAUCGCGCGAAGGCAAAUGGCGAAGUCUUCGUCCCGCCGGUCUUGACGCCCACGCGCCAAUCGAAGCGCGUGCAGGAGAAGAAGGCCACUGCGUCGGAUUCGCCAUCUGCGACGGAGUCGAAGGCGAAGGCGACUCCGAAACGCGGGAAGGCGGCGAAGCGGAAACGCAGUGAUGGCGAGGAUGAGGACGAGGAUGAGUACGUGGACUCACCGAAGAAGAAGCGUGCGACGCGCAAGAAGGCCCGCUUGGAGGAGCCAACUGUAGGAGAGCACCUGGAUGGCGACGAGUUCGUGCAACCGCUGGCUCUGCGUCGCUCAAGGAGGACGACUGCUUCUCCGCUCAAACCUUACCAUUAA
Peniophora sp. CBMAI 1063 is the source of this 1314-nucleotide messenger RNA. The record is from the annotation of a GenBank genome assembly. Lineage: Eukaryota; Fungi; Basidiomycota; Agaricomycetes; Russulales; Peniophoraceae.